AUGUCUUACCCAAGCUACGUCAACAAUGAGCCCCCAACUAUCACCCUAAAGGAAUAUGAUACUGCUCCAUGGGCAGGAACCACGUGCGUUGACAGAACAAAGGAAGGUUUUGUCAUUGUUGUUAUGGAGGACCCAAAGCACGUCGUUGCCAAAGUGCAUCCUGAUGACACCGAAAACUUGAACACUAUCUUCAAGAGUGCUCAUGAAAAAUUUUCAGAUCAGUUGGUCGAGCACAAAGGAGAUGUCCCUCGUAAAUAG
Messenger RNA from Metschnikowia bicuspidata var. bicuspidata NRRL YB-4993, 258 nucleotides. RefSeq lists its product as uncharacterized. The record is from RefSeq and is a predicted model, not a curated record. Lineage: Eukaryota; Fungi; Ascomycota; Pichiomycetes; Serinales; Metschnikowiaceae. The transcript has a single exon. The coding region runs from base 1 to 258 and encodes 85 amino acids.